GGUAGCUCUUCAGAACAUAUCACGACAGUAUACAGUAUGGACAUCGAGAGACUCGUAAGGACGCACGUAUCCACGGCAGAUUUGAAUCCGUCUCAGGAGCUUGUUCAAGGUGUCAACAGUGGUCAAGUACAACUACUACAAGUGGUAAAGGCUUUGGGGAAUUACCUCACCUCUACAGAAGAUGAUAUCAGGCUUAAAGGGUUGACGUUUUUAACCAAUCUCCUGGGUGUUAUCAUACCUGGGAAGAUCAAUCGUCAGGCGACAACGACCUUGACAAACUUCUAUAUCUCAAAAUUAGAUGACUUUGAGUCAUUACCGCCAGCUCUAAGUGGAUUAACUACACUUUCGAAGUUAACGACGUUCGAUGACACUGCAGCGGUCGAUGUUUAUAAAGGGGUCGUGGAGAAUGUCAAUAUCAAAGCAUAUGCGCAAGCUAUAAGACACCUUGUCUACGUCUUGUUCGACAGCUUACUAGCAACACAUCGAGAUGCUCUGAAGAAAAUGGGAACCGCUUUCAUCAAUUCUUAUACCAAAAUCGUCGACGGCGAGAAAGACCCUCGGAACCUCAUGCUUCUUUUCUCAAUCGACCGAGUAAUCCUUUUGGAGUUCGACGUCAAGGAUCAUAUCGAAGACUUUUUUGACAUCACAUUCUGUUACUUUCCCAUUACCUUCCGCCCACCUCCUAAUGAUCCUUAUGGCAUUACUGCGGAUGAUUUGAAACUUGCUCUCCGAGAGUGUAUGGCAUCUAAUCCCUAUUUUGCAAAGAUGGCAUUGCCUCUCUUUUUAGAAAAAUUCGCCACUGCUACGGGUGCUACUAUGAAAGAUCUAAUGCUCACCAUGGCCGCUUGUUUCCCAACUUACGGUGCCGAUGCGGUCAAUGAACGUAGCAAAGAACUCUGGGAGGGCAUCAAGACCGAGAUACUUUACUCCUCUGAUUCAACUAUUGAAGCCGCUGCCCUUUCUGCUCUUGAAUCACUCAUGCGCGCACUCUACCCUAAUGAGGACAGUGUUCCGUCAGGUUUGGCGCAGGAGAUCAUUCAGGAAUGUAUGAAGUCCCUGGAGGAACCAGAAAAGAAUCAGGCUUUAGGUUCGACCAAGAUUAUUGCCGCGAUCUUCCGAGGUUCUCCCUCGGCCGGUAAAUUCGCCCUCUCGCAAGUAUUCCCUCAGCUUUUCCGAACAUUCAACACUCCCACUGUACCUUCUCACCGUGCUCCUCUCCUCACAGCCAUCUCUUCAAUUCUUCUCGCUUGUCAAUCUACCUACAACUCUUCCUCUCGAUCACAUGAGCAAGAGCAAAAUUUGGAACCCUAUCGAGGGGACCUUUUGGAUAUUCUGAGGGAAGGUUUAAGGACGGAUGGCUUGAAAGGACCGGCCAUCAAAGGGUGUAUUGCUCUUGUUGGUGUUCAAGGCUAUUGGAGCCGAAAGGAAGUGGAGGAUGUUGUUAGGGGGAUUGACGAAAUUCUGAUCCAUGACGAAAAUCAGGAAAUUAGACCGGAAGUCAUUCAAGCACUUAUCACAAUCUCCAAAUCCCAUCCCACUGUCAUCGAGUCGCUUACUCUCCCGCUCUUAUUCCACAACCUUCCUAGCUCGGCGCCUUCCGUAGAGGACUUCACGGCGAGGGAGCGAUAUCGGUCUAUCCUUGGUUCAUUAGGGAGGCUCUGCAUUCAGCCAGCUCUGUGGGGCACAAUGAUCGUGAGGGUCACUAGCAGACUUGACGUAUUGGUCUCCGCUACUCCUGAAAACUCAGAGGGAGCUGAUGUGGAAAUGGACGACAUAGAUGCUAGGGAAUGUAACAUUGCCUAUGCGUGGGACCUCCUCAACUCCUUGCUCACGGUGAUAGAGGCGAAGGUCAAACAAAAGCAUAUGGAUGUGGGCAAAUAUUACGAAGAGUUGAUGCCGAGAUUGCUGGGUUUGGUAGUAAGAGCGUCUCAGCAAAAGGUUGGCGAAAGCGGAGAACCUUUGUUCAAAGACAGGAGAUUGGUGGCGAUCGUAAGCAAGAUUGAGGAAAAGAUGAUCUGGGAACUUGGCGCCGAGAAACAAGAGAAACAGUUCAACCUUGUGUACAGAGCAUUCGAGCAGGGAGAGAUGGUUGGUAUAGUACACGAAAAGUCAACGGUUCAAUCUUCUAGCCCUUUACGUACUAGCGCAUCAUCCGCAGAGCAAGACCUCAUUGCGCUCUACUCUUCGGCCCUCCAAGGCCUUUCACCCCCUGUUUCUCUUCCAUUGGCGUCAUGCGGUGAGUAUCUGAGAGGGAAGAUCCACUGGACUAUUCACGUCGCAAGGGAUGACUGGCAGGUUAAAUGGGGACUGCAGAUGGUUUGUGCAUUAGUGAAUAAGAAGGACAAUGAUCUCAAAGAAGCCUUAGAAGGGGUUUUGGAGAAGAUUUGGGCAGAGGUGCAGGAUACUACUCAAGACUUUGAGGUCAGACGCAGAGGGCUACUGGUUUACUUCCACAUCAUCAAAGCCCUUUCACUCCUACGCCAGCCAUUAGCAUACACAGCCCUUGACAAAGUCAUUGAAGUGUUGGGAUUGUUCAGCAUGGACCCUGAGUUUGUCAGUGAGGCAGCGAGAGCUUUUGGUGUGUUGGCGAAGAAGGGUGACGGACAUUUGAUUGCCAAGCUCCUUUACGCUCAAAAAUUGUGGAACUUUGUGCUUCCGAAACUGAUUGAAGGGGAUAAGGAAGCUUCUGGCAAAGAAAGGAUAGUGUACCUUGUCGCUUUUGCCUCUCUCUUGCCUCUUGUUCCUCCCUCUCUUUGUCUCUCCGACCUUCCUACUAUCCUCCCACUGAUUCAACGAUCCUUGACACUGUCGUCCCCUGUUCAGAGGACGAACGUGAUCCACGCCCUCAUCUCCAUUCUUGAGACCCCUUCAUCCCCAUCUACUGAUACUAUCCUUCAUUCUUCUGCCUCUUCCCUCGUUUCAGCCCUUCUAACCUCCUCCGUUCCAUCUCCGGAAACCCCUACCUCCUCAAAAGUUAGACAAUCCGCCCUCGCUUGCCUGGCCAUUAUUCCCGAUACGAUCAGGUUUGAAGUGCUGUAUAAGCAGAAAGCAGAGGUGAUCAAGGAGCUGGGAAAUGCGGUGGACGACCGAAUCAGAAAUGUGAGAAAAGAAGCUGUUGAAUGCAGGGCAAGGUGGUAUAGGUAUGGUCAGGCGACUUAGUUGUAUCAAUAUCGCAUAAAGGGUUUGUUAAAUUUGGGGCAUAGAUUACAAGUACUUUUGCAUACCAACAACCUAAUUAACUACAUGCAGAUGAGCUCCCAAAAAUCGA
Molecule: messenger RNA, 3268 nt
Organism: Cryptococcus deneoformans JEC21
Lineage: Eukaryota; Fungi; Basidiomycota; Tremellomycetes; Tremellales; Cryptococcaceae
Exons: 16
Coding region: 37-3159 (1040 amino acids)
Biological process (GO): iron-sulfur cluster assembly
Cellular component (GO): cytosolic [4Fe-4S] assembly targeting complex
Source: RefSeq, a predicted model, not a curated record